AUAAUCAUGUCAGGAGAAGGGCCACUGACAGAUGAGCUAGCAACUCCAGAGCAAUUGCUUGAAUUUAUAUAUCAAGCUUCCAAAUUGCUUCAAGGGCUUGAUGGAUUUGAAGGGAAUGUUUUCAACACCCCAGAGAAUCUCGUCUUGUGUGAAUAUUUUGUUAAAAGUACAUCAUCAGAGACAUUAUAUUUACUAAAAGUCAUUGAUAACUCAUCAAUAGAUGAUGGAAGCUAUAAAUUUUUGAUACUGAGCGAUUUAAAGGCAUCUGAAAGCUUUAUCUCCGUCAUUGCAUUGAUCAAAUCAAAUGAUCCAAUAACCUCAAAUAAACCGUUCAACUCUCAAUUGAAUUUAUUGAACAUUCCAUCUAAUAAAGCAAAUUAUAUUGGUGGAAUAAAAUCAAGUUCUUUUGAAGUUAUAAGAUCAUUGAUAAAUUUGGGAAUUUCGCCUUAUUUUGAAUUAAUUUCAGCUCAACAAAAUUCACUGGAUUCUUCACCACUUGAAGAUGAAAAUGAAUCUACAUCAGUUGCAUUAGCAAGAAAAAAAUUUAAUGAACUUUCAUUAACAUUACAACAUUUACAACAACAAAUAAAUAUUCCUGAUCUACUUUCAACAACUCAUCUGGUAAUAGAGAAAACUCUUAUACAAUUUGAAUCAGAUCCAAACACGUCUAUAACAACACCAAUUGAUUUGUUUUCAGAAGAACAACUUAAUGACACUACUUUUUUAAACCAGCUUACAACCAUUGCAAACAAUUGGGUUAAACAGAUUCAAUCUAUUACUAGUCUAAACCAUUCCCCUCUGGAUGGUUCAACCAUAGAAGAAAUCAUUUUUUGGAAGUCUAUGGAUGAGUCUUUAUCUUCAUUAACAGUACAACUAUCUUCUAAUCAAGUACAAACAACUUUAAACAUUCUUAAACGUGCUAAAAGAUAUCAUGUCACUAUGAGUUUUGCCAACGAAAUUGGGUUAGAAGAGAAAGUAAAAGAAGCAAAUAAUUACAACAGUUUAUUAAGAGAAUUACCUAUCGAGGAGGUACUUUCAAUUUCGUCUAAUUUGGCUAAUUCAGAUACUUUACAAAAAUUUGAAGAUAGUAUAUCUAUUGUGUUUAACCAUUUGAAAAAAUUGAAAAAUUUCAAUAAUUAUCCAUUAUCAAGGUCCAUUGAGUUAACGGAAGCAAUCUUGUUAGAUAUCAGCAGAAAAUUUACCGAAAUUCUUUCUAAUUUGUUCCUUAUGUCUUUACCAUUGGAAAAGUUUGUAUCCUUAUAUGAAAAAUCCAUUCUAAAAGUUUUCCAAAAUAUUGAUAUGAAUGUUAAAUCAAUGGUAAAUUUAAUUAGAGAGUUAUUGAGAAAAAGACAAGAAAAAUUCAUUGCCAUAAGGAUUGAUCAAACUGAUAUUUUACAACUAAAGGAUAGAUUAAACUAUAUUUUGAAAUUUAGAACUCGUCAUAAUGGAUUGCUCCUUACUGUGGACAAUAUAAUAAACAAAGAAGAAGUAUCACAGAGAUUGAUUGAUGCUUACAAUCAAUAUAUUGUUUCUAUAAACAUAGUUGACCUUUCCAAAACCGGGAACAAUAUUUGGUCAUUGAAUGAAUCUUUAUACCAAGCUGCAUUUGAUGAAGUUAAAUCGUUGGUGGUUACACAGGUGAAUAGCUUACUUGAUUCUUGCCAUAACUUUAAUGACUAUCUUGCGAUCUUCAAUACAUUUAUGUCCACCUCUAUAAAUUCAAAGGAAAACAAUUCAGAUCGUCUUCUUCUGCUUAUUAGUGAUGAACAGAAACUAAAAUGUUUAGCAAUUGUGGAUUUGGAAAUUCAAAACAUUGUCUCUUUGAACAGGAAGAAAACUGCCCCGGUUAAUUCUAUUGAACAAUUCUAUAGAAUUCACUCCUGGGGAUUACAAACUCAAUUAAAAUCGGAUAAUAUACCCUAUGUAUUAUCAAAGAUUCUUUGGAUGAGAAGUUUGAGAAAUCUAUUAGAGUAUUACAAAUCAAAUCUUGAUAAUUUUUUCGGUUCUCAUUGGGAUCAAUACAGUAUUGGUAACAAAAUUCAAACUGAAGUUACGAAUCUAUUAAUGGUUUCUGACCCUAACAAAGUAUUUGAAGAUUGGGUUGAAUUAACUUUAAAAGCAUGUCCAAAUUUUGAAAUCAUGGGUCCUGUUUUAAGAAUUACAUCUACCGAAAAAGCUGGAAGUGAAAUUCUUGCACUUGAGGUAAACUUUGAUUAUUCACUUAUUGAAUUUUCUGACCAACUUCGUCAAUUAUCAACUCUUGGGUUUAAAAUACCUUCAAAAGCUUCAAACCAAGUCAAUAAAGUUGAUAAAGUUUACCCGUUUGUUUCUGAUUUAACCGAACAUGUUGGUAUAUUGAAAGACGUUGUCGGUCAGCAUUCAAUAAAUUCAAACCACUGCCAAACUUACGGAUUUCUUCUUGAUAAACAUAGACUGAAACUCUUUAAUUCAUUGAAGGGUUGUCUAGAAAUUAAUUGGAAUACCUUAUCACAAGCUAUCGAUUUACAACAAAUCACAGAUUCCGAAGAUAUUGAUUCGCAACUAAAGUCAAAGGACCUUUCAAAUUUGGUGGAAUCAAAAUCUUUAUUAUUGUUGAAGUCUUUCAUGGAAGAUGUCUACAACCUUUAUUCAAAAACCGCUGCAUUAAGAAAAUUCGGCGAAUCCUUUGACCAAUUUUUACUUCAAUUGAAAAAUUGUAAAUUUACUAAUGUGGACAUUCAAAGUUGUAUGCUUUCGAUUCAAGAUAUGGUGACUCAAUUUUGUUACGGUGAUUUUCUGGAUAUUCCAAGAUUCUAUGAUUUGGUGAAUUCAUCAAUUGAGACUGUAUUAGUGGAGAAGUGUACACGGGAAUUGGAUCACAUCAGGGAAGUAUUCUCCUCCACCUUACCACUGAUCGAAAUACCUUCCAUACUUAAAAGAGAGACGGUGACAAUUGUAUUUCAAGAUCAAACGUUUAGCUUGUCACCCCCCCUUGAAAAUUGUAAGAAGCAUUGGUUUCAAACAAUCAAUGAAGUAUUGUUCAUUGUUUGUGGGCAGAAUCUAAUCAGGUAUGAAAAUGAAAACUCAUUUAAUCAUAUUGCUGAAAUAGUUUCCGAAUGUAUUUCACUUUGCUACGAUGCAAUCGAAACUGUAAUGAUGUCCGGUCAAAAUUACUUUGAAAGCUGGAAAAACUUACAAAGAUUUUGGGAACUCAGUCUUGACGAAAUUACUACAUCCUUGGAUAAUGAUAUGACCAUGUGGAUUUCGAAAAUCAAAGAAAUUCGUGAAGCGAGAACUAUCUUCGAUACCACUGUAUCAUCUAAAAGCUGGGGUGGUGGAUCAAAUGGGAUAUUAGAGAUGGACUAUUCAUAUGUACAAUCUAGAAUUUCUUCAAGAUAUGAUAGCUGGCAAAAUGAAGUAUUCGCUAGGUUUUCAGACAUACUAUCUAUUAAAAUUAGAGAGACUGAAGCACUUCUAUCGAAAGCUAUUCUUUCCCUGGAAGAUGUUCUUGAUUUUGGAGUAAACUUAAAGUUAAUAUCACUGAUCGUCACCAACAAUUCUUAUAUGGAAAAGAUAGAAGAUUGGACGUCAGAUAUAAGCACAUAUUUGGAGGCUCAAACUCUUUUACAGAAACUGAGAUUUAAGUUGCCCAAUGAUUGGCUAUUCGUUGAACAAUUGGAAAGUAAUUUGUCUGCUAUCAAAGAUAUUACCCUGAAGAAGAAGGCAACUAUUUUAGAACACUUGGAUAUGUUAUCUCCAAGAAUGACUUCAGAAUCCAAAAAACUAGACAGCCAGAUGAAGGAGUUACAAGAUUUGUGGGAAGUCAAGAGACCAAUUUCUGGAAACUUGGCUCCUUCAAAUGCUAUCUCUAUUCUACAUGAAUUUUCUGAUUCUUGUGAAAGGGUUUCCAAUGAAAGAAUCGCUUUAACUAAUGCAUGUACCAUUCUUAGCAUUAACGUACUGUCCUUUUACGAUGUUUACGAGAUUACUGAAGAAAUAAAAGAUUUAUUGAAUGUUUGGAUGUCUCUUGACGUGUUAUGGAACGAAUUAUCAACGUUGAAAGAACUCUCGUGGUCGAAAACAUCUCCUAGAACACUUCGAAGAAACUUAGAUGAUAUCUUAAUGUCAGCACGUUCAUUACCUUCAACCACACGUCAAUAUUCUGCAUUCGAUACAGUUCACGAAUUGAUUAAGAAAUAUAUUCGAAACCAUUCUAUAAUCACUGAUCUCAUGAGCGAGGCUAUGAAACCCCGCCACUGGAAAUCUUUAUUUUCUCAAUUGCAUACAUCAAGUAGAGAUAUGAAGGAAAUGACUAUCGGUUACGUUUGGGAUAUUGAUUUAAAUCUUAACGAACAGGUGGUUAAAUCUGUCUUAAACCAGGCUCAUAUGGAGCAGACACUUGAAGAGAACUUAGAGACUAUAAAAAAGACCUGGUCAGCAAUCAGCUUCGACAUGUUCAAUUUCAAAAACAAGCGGCGAUUGAUUCGAGGCUGGGAUAAAUUGUUUGACCAAUGUAACAAUGAUAUUGCAGCACUCUCCAAUAUGCAUAAUUCUGUUUAUUACAGCAAUUUUGAAAAAGAGGCAACUGAACUCGAAAAUAAAUUGAACAAGUUAUAUGUAUUGUUAGAUUCAUGGGUUGAAGUUCAGCGUGAAUGGGUGUAUUUGGAUGGAGUAUUUGGAUCAAGUGCCGAUAUUACGAACUUGCUUCCUAUUGAAUCGAAUCGAUUCAAUAAUAUUACACAUGAAUACUUUCUGCUCUUGAGAAAUGCACAAAAGUAUCCAUUGGUUAUUGACGUACUUACUCUUCCAAACAUUCAGCAAACAAUCGACAAAACUCUUGAAAGUCUACAUAGAGUAAGAAAAUCCUUGAGCGAGUACCUUGAAAGACAAAGAGAACUCUUCCCACGGUUCUACUUUCUUGGAAAUGAGGAUUUGUUACAAAUAGUCGGCAGUGGGAAUGAUAUGUCCCAGAUUAGCCAGCACCUUAGAAAGAUGUUUCCAGGGGUACUGAGCCUUCAGUAUGAAGUUGAAAGCUCUUCAGUCGUAGGUGUCAAUGGUGAUUUUGGAGAAGAAAUUCUUUUAGGGAACCCAAUCUCUUUAAUCCACUUUUCUCGAUUGCACGAGUGGCUAAAGGAGCUAGAAAUGGAGAUCAGAUCGACUCUUUCCCAUCUUGUCGGAAAUGCAAUCGAAAAGCUUCAGAAUAUUUGGAAAUCUAUGUGUACACAAGAAAUGAUGGAUUUUAUAAAUGCUUAUCCAGCUCAGAUUGUGGUUUUAGCGUUUCAAGUAGAAUUCACUUCGAAAGUAGAAGAUUGCAUAGGAAGAAAGUCAUAUUCAGACAUCUACCAGUGGUUUGUUGAUGCUUUAAGGAUUGUCGCAGAUAUUAUUAAUUCUGAUAUUUCCCCAAUUCAGAGGAAGAAAUUGGAAAGCUUAACCAUUGAAUUGCUCCAUCAAAGAGAUGUUAUUUCUUCAUUAACAAAAGAAGGUAUAUCUGAAUCUGAGAUUAAAUUCCUUUGGCAAACACAACAACUUUUCUAUUAUAACAAGUCCGAAGAGGAUCCACUUAUUCGACUUGUAGUGAAGCAGGCCAAUGUGCAGUUCACAUAUGGGUUUGAGUAUUUGGGAAUUACCGAUAAACUUGCUUAUACUCCACUUACAAACAGAUGUUUCCUUUCUAUGACCCAAGCUCUUGGACAAGGUUUAGGAGGAUCUCCAUUUGGUCCGGCUGGUACAGGUAAAACUGAAUCCGUAAAAGCACUUGGUCAUAAUCUAGGGAAAAUGGUAAUCGUGUUUUGCUGUGACGAAUCCUUCGAUUUCCAAUCAAUUGGUAGAAUCUUUCUUGGUCUCUGUAAAGUCGGUGCUUGGGGUUGUUUUGAUGAAUUUAAUAGAUUGGAUAAAAAUAUUCUCAGUGCGGUAUCUUCUCAAAUUGAGAGUAUCGAGCUUGGAUUAAGUACAACAUCUCGGAAAGUUGAGCUCUCCGGAAAGAACAUUACUGUACAUUCGGAUACAGGAAUAUUCAUCACGAUGAAUCCAGGAUAUGCUGGACGUUCCGAGUUGCCUGAAAACUUGAAGAGAUUAUUUAGAAGUAUUUCGAUGGAAAAGCCAGAUAGUGAAGUGAUUGUGGAAGUGCUUCUUACUUCAAGCGGGUUUGUACAUGCUCAACAAUUGGCAUCAGUCAUAGUUCCAUUUUUUUCGGACAUAAACAGCCAAACAAGCGAGCAAAUUCACUACGAUUUCGGAUUGCGUGCAUUGAAGAGCACCUUAGUUAGAUGUGGUGCUAUAAAACGAUCCCAAACUGAAGGAGAAUAUGAAGAAUUGAAAAUGAGUGAAACUAAAAUUGUUUUAAGAAGUAUACAUGAGACUAUUUUUCCAAAAUUGAUUAAAGAUGAUGAAAGUGUUGUACAUAAGUUGAUCGAAGAACACUUUAAAGGAGUAUCAUACGAAUCUGGUGAUCUCGUGUUAGUUGAACAACUCAGAAAAUAUGGAAAGUCAAGAAAGUAUACUACUACUGAUUCUUGGAUUGAGAAGGCUUUGCAAUUGAAUCGAAUUCAGAAUAGUAACCACGGGAUUAUGCUCGUAGGAGCUGCUGGAUGCGGAAAAAGUGUCAUAUGGAAACUGUUACUAGAUGUAUUACUGGAAGUUGAUGAAAAGGAAAAUAUUUCUUAUGUUAUUGAUUGUAAAGUGAUGCUGAAGGAUGAAAUCUAUGGAACAUUGGAUAUUGUGACUCGUGAAUGGGUUGAUGGCUUAUUCACAAGUAUUCUUAGAAAAAUAACUUCUAAUUUGAGAGGUGAAAUAUCUAAAAGAAUUUGGAUAGUUUUCGAUGGUGAUAUCGAUCCUGAAUGGGCAGAAAAUUUGAACAGUGUGUUGGAUGACAACAAGAUUUUAACUCUCCCAAAUGGUGAAAGAAUUGCUUUACCUGAAAACGUCAGAUUAAUUUUUGAAGUGGAUAGCUUAAAAUAUACCACCCCUGCUACCGUUAGUAGAUGUGGUAUGGUUUGGAUUGAUGAAGAUAUUGUUAACUUAGAUUCGUUGUUCCAAUAUGCUAUAGACAAUCUUGCUGAUACUCAGUUGAAUCAACCCGAAUCCCAAAUUUCUGAUACAAAAGUAUUAUCAAUUUUUGUUUCUGAAGUUGAAUCUAUUUUAUCGCCGGGGACUUUGCGAGUAAUUUUUGAUAAAUCUCAAUUAUUAAGUCACAUUAUGGAGAUCAACCUUCAUAGAUACCUAGGAACAUUUUCUACUAUUUUGAGGACAUACUAUCGGAAAUACUCUAAGUAUGUCUCUGAUUCUCAGGAUCUUUCAAACUUUAAGCUCUAUGUUUCUAAAAGUGUUUUGUUGUCACUAGUAUGGGCAUUUGCAGGCGACAGUAAACUUAGUGAGAGAGAAAAUUUUGGUACAUUCAUUGCCGAAUUGCCUUGUUUUGGAUCCAUGGAUAAACUCAGCGAGGGUAGCUACAUUGACUACGAUGUGAAAAUGGAAGAUGGGUCAUGGGAAAACUGGCUAUUGAAUGUAAAUGAAAUUAGUUUGGAACCACGCCAUAUCUCUGAGUCCGGUGUGGUUGUACCCACAUUAGACACUGUUCGUCAUGAGAGUCUUAUUUAUUCGAUGUUGAAUGAACAUAGACCAUUUGUAUUAUGUGGACCUCCUGGUUCUGGUAAAACAAUGAUUUUACUCGAAGCGCUUCGAAAAUCCCCAGAUUUAGACAUCCUUUCAUUGAACUUUUCGAAGGAUACGACCCCAGACUUAUUAAUGAAAUCCCUUGAACAAUUCUGCGAGUACAAGAAAUUAAGUACCGGUUUAACAUUGGCUCCAAAGGUUAAUGAUAAGUGGGUUGUUGUAUUCUGUGACGAAAUAAAUCUUCCUGGCGUUGAUGCCUAUGGGACCCAGAGAGUUAUUUCAUUGCUUCGUCAAAUGAUCGAACAAGGUGGAUUCUGGAGAGUACUGGAUAAACAAUGGGUCACCCUUUCGAACAUUCUGUUUGUGGGCGCAUGUAACCCUCCCACCGAUCCCGGAAGAAAUGUUCUUUCAAGUAGGUUUUUACGACACGCUUCUGUGAUUCUAGUAGAUUACCCCGGAAGCAUUUCCUUGACGCAAAUUUAUAAUACAUUUAAUUUAGCGGUGAUGAAAUGCGCUCCAGAUCUCCGAGGAUUUACUCAAGCAGUUACCGAUUCAAUGAUUGAAGUUUAUACUAGAACUCGUGAAAGACUCACCCCUACGAUAGAACAGCAUUAUGUAUAUUCCCCUCGUGAAUUAACAAGAUGGUCGAAGGGGUUAUUAGAGGCUAUGAAAUCACAUCAAUACUCAAAUAUGCAAGAGUUAGUUCGUUUAUGGUACCACGAAGGAUUACGCUUAUUUUACGAUAGACUAGUUGGAGAAGAAGAACGCAAAUGGACCAUUGAUCUCUUUGCUACGACUAUUAGUUUGUUUUUUCCGCAUAUUGAUCCGGUAAUGGCUAUGCAACAACCUGUAUUCUUUUCUAACUGGUUAAGCCUGGACUAUGAACAUACUGAUAGGUCCGAUCUUGUUUCAUUUGUAUCGGAAAGAUUUCGUGUUUUUAGCGAAGAAGAGAUUGAUGUUGAUCUUAUUCUAUAUGAUGAAAUGUUAGACCACGCACUUAGAAUAGACAGAGUGUUGAGACAGCCACAAGGGCAUAUGAUUUUAGUUGGCUCAAGUACCAGUGGAAAGUCAACCUUAACCCGAUUUGUCGCGUGGAUUAAUGGGCUUCGAGUAAUUCAGUUAAAUGUCCAUAGAGGCUAUACAUUGGUCGAUUUUGAUUCAUCUUUAAGGUCAAUUCUUCUUCGAUGUGCUAAGGGUGAGAGAAUCUGUUUCAUGAUUGAUGAAUCAAGUGUUCUAGAAACAUCUUUCAUUGAGAGAAUGAACACUUUGUUGGCCAAUGCUGAAAUUCCUGGAUUAUUUGAAGGGGACGACUAUAACUCAUUGUUGAAACUAUGCCAAGAAGAAUCUAACGUACAAGGAUUGUACUUGGACACCCAUCAAGAGUUAUAUAAGUGGUUUACCAACCAAAUUGCUACCAAUUUGCAUGUUGUAUUCACUUUGAGUGAAACUAAAGCUGCAACUACUCCUCGUGUCACUACAUCGCCAGCUUUAUUUAACAGAUGUGUAUUGAAUUGGAUGGGUGAUUGGUCAAACAAAUCACUUUUUGACAUUGCAUCCACUAUCGUUUGUAAUGUACCACUAGAUGUAUCACAUUAUGUUGUUCCUCCUACGUUUGAGAGUGAGUUUGAUGUGCAAAUCUCAGAUUUAAGAAGUGUAAUCACUGAGUGUUUGGUCUUUAUUCAUCGAUAUGAGGUUAAAGCAAACGAUCAACUACUUCCAACAGACCCACUUCCAAGUUGGUUUAUUAAAUUUGUGAAGGGUUUUGUUAAGAUCUAUUCAUCAAAAUUGUACGAAUCGGAGGAAAACCAGAGACAUAUCAACAUUGGUCUUGAUAAGUUGAAGGAAACCAUGUUGCAGGUAAACGAGCUAAAGAUCGAGCUUUCUAAGAAGAAGGAAUACUUAAUUGGGAAAGACAAUGAGGCUAAGGUAAUGCUUAAUAGAAUGUUGGUGGACCAGAAUGAAGCCGAACGCAAACAAGAAUUUUCGAUAGAGACUCAAUUAGAAUUAUCCAAGCAAAAGGUAGAAAUCGAGAGACGCCAAAAGAUAGUUAUGAAGGAUUUGGAAUUGGCCGAACCUCAAGUUCUUGAAGCGCAAAGAGGGGUUCAAAACAUCAAGAAACAACAUCUCACCGAAAUAAGAUCUAUGUCCAACCCCCCAUCUGCUGUGAAAAUGACAAUGGAGUCGGUAUGUGUGCUUAUUGGAUACCAGGUAUCAACCUGGCGUGAUGUGCAAUUAAUUGUUCGGCGAGAUGAUUUCAUUGCCAACAUUGUUUCGUUUGAUAACGAGGUACAACUUACUCCAGAAUUACGUAAUUACAUGGAGGAAACUUACCUUGCUCGAGAGGACUAUAAUUUCGAGGCAGUGAAUAGAGCCAGUAAGGCAUGUGGGCCCUUAAUGCAAUGGGUCCAGGCACAGGUAUCAUACUCUGAAAUUUUAGAGAAUAUUGGUCCAUUGAGAGAGAAAGUUCUGAUUUUGGAGCUGAAAACCACAAAAACCAAGGCACAAUUGAUUGCAAUUGAUGAAAUGAUCAAUGAAUUGAAAGAAAGUAUCGAAACAUAUAAAGAGGCAUAUAGUUCUCUAAUUAGAGAUGCAGAAAACGUGAAACUGGAUAUGAGAAAAGUUUCUUCCAAGGUGGACAGAAGUUUACAAUUGAUUGAUAAUUUAACAAGUGAACGUGAAAGAUGGGGUUCAAGCAUUAAAAAAUUUAGCAAGGAAAGAGAGCUUCUAGUUGGUGACUCCAUCCUUGCAUCUGCAUUCUUAACGUACGGUGGAGUUCAUGAUCAAAAGAGAAGAGAUCUUCUCUUCAAAGCAUGGAGAACACAUUUGACCUCAUGUGGUAUCUCGUUUGACAGAAAUUUCAACAUUUGCACUUAUUUGACAUCUGCUAAUGACGUUAUGGAAUGGGAGGCCAACGAAACUAAACUUGAUGAUUUGUUCUUAGAAAAUUUUGUUUUGAUUAAGUCUGCUCAUAUACCCCUUAUUAUCGACCCAACAGCUCAAGCAAUCGAAGUAUUACGGAAUAAUUAUGAUACUAAGAAGUUGAUAAUUAGUAGCUUCUUGGAUUCGAACUUCUCACAGCAACUAGAAAAUGCUUUACGUUUUGGUGGUCAUAUUUUAAUUCAAGAUGCGGAAUAUUUUGACCCUAUCCUCAAUACAGUGUUGAGAGGUGAAACUUACAAAAAUGGUGGACGAACUGUUGUGAAAUUAAAGGAACAAGAAAUUGACUUCUCUCCUGAUUUUAAACUCUUUUUGCACACUAGAGACUCGCUGGUAAAGGUAUCAUCAUUCUUAUCAGGCCGAACUGCGAUCGUGAACUUUACGGUGACUAGCGCAAGUCUUGAGAAUCAAGUUUUGAAUAUCUCACUAGCCCAAAAACGCCCAGACAUCGAGGUGAAGAGAAGGGAAUUAACAGAGUUACAAGGGAAGUAUAAAGUACGUUUGUUUACUCUUGAAGAAGAAUUAUUAUCUUCACUUAGUACAUCAUCCGGAAAUAUUUUGGAAGAUGAUUCUGUACUUGGCACUCUCGAAAGUUUGAAAGCUGAAUCUUCAGAUAUUGAUUCAAAGAUGGAUGAAGCGAAUGACGUGAUGAACGUGGUUGAAGAGGUGAGAAAUGAGUAUUUCCAUCUCUCUAAACAUGCAUCUCAAAUUUUUAGCAUCAUUAAGACUUUCUUGCGCCUUGAUCGAUUCUAUAAUUUCUCCUUGAAUGCAUUUACUGAUGUAUUCACCAAAGUCAUCACUGCCGAUGUUUCGAACACAAUUGAGUUUGUGCUAAUGCUCUACAAGGAGACAUUCUCCAGAUUCUCCUUAUCUUUAAAGCAUGCACACGUUGUGACAUUCGCCCUAAGCCUCUUCUCUCUGUAUCAUUCCUUAGAGGGUAGCGAUACAUUUAAAGUUUCGUUCUCAAAUGUUUUGAAAUCAAUUGGCGGAGGAGUCCAAGGGGAUAGUAUAUUGAAGGUACUUGAGAUAAAUGGCAUUUUGGGUUAUGAAAAGCAAUUAUUUGAAAUCAGCGAUAUUGAAAGUAUAUGCUUGGCCAAUAGCCAAUCCACUACGUUGAACUUACUUUCUAAUUUCUUAAAAGGAAUUGUUGACGGUAGUAGAUUAUCAGAAAUAUAUGUGGAAUCCACAAGCUUCCUUUAUACUGGACUUGGGGAAUAUAGUUCGAAGUUUGACAUGAACACACUUAUUAAAGAGCAGAAUACUGCUUCAAAGCCAGUUAUCAUAGUUUCUCCAGAGUUUUUAGACCCAACAUUUAAAAUACAGCAAUUGGCGGAACUUCAAUCUCAACAUUUAAGUACCAUUUCAAUGGGGUCAAAAGAAGGUACUGACAUCGCCACGAAGGAAAUUCAAGUGGCUGCAACCCGAGGAUCUUGGGUAUUGAUUCAGAAUGUUCAUAUGUCAUUGAAUUGGUUGAGUCAACUUCAAAAAAUUCUUGACCUGACUAAAUUUCACCAAGGGUUUAAGAUAUUUUUGACCUGUACUACCACUUCGAAUAUUCCUUCUAUCUUGAUAAGCAAAUCCCAAAUAUUUAUGUUUGAAGAUCAACCUGGUCUUAGAACUCGUUUCAAAGAUCUUUUGGAUUCUAUACCACCACAUACAUUGAAGAAAAAUCCCGGUGAGAGAAGACGUAUUUACUUCUUAUUGAUUUGGUUCCAUUCAAUGCUUCAAGAAAGAUUAAAAUAUGUUCCUAUUUCAUUUGCAACAAACUACGACAUUACCAUAUCAGAUUUUAAGGCAGCAUGCUUUGUUAUCGAUAAGGCACUUGAUUCUUUGGGAACGAUGCGGACUAAUAUAUCGCCUUCCUCGCUCCCAUGGGAAUAUCUUCGUUAUUUGAUUGCAAAUAUUACCUACGGUGGUAAGAUUGAUCAUGUAGAUGAUUUGAAUUACGUCAUUUCAUUAUCACAAACAGUGUUUAAUGCUAACGCGUUCAAUUUAGAAUUCAACCUUAUAGAAAAUGAAUUCACCAAAUCUACCGCUACUACAUUAUAUCCACCAGAAGGUGAUCUGAUUGAAGGUUAUAUUGAAUGGGCUGAACAUUUACCAGAUAACGUCCCAUUGAAUUGGAUAGGUCUUGAUAAUAAGGUUGACAAUCAAGUUCGCGAACGCAAUUGCCGUCAAAUUGCAACUGACACAGACUUAAUAAUUACAUUAACUUAA
Messenger RNA from [Candida] anglica, 12744 nucleotides. The record is from the annotation of a GenBank genome assembly. NCBI's taxonomy places the organism in Eukaryota, Fungi, Ascomycota, Pichiomycetes, Serinales, Debaryomycetaceae.